ACAUCUCCCAGUACACACUACACACUACGUACUGCCGCAGCGGAGAACAAGACCGAGCUAACGAGCGGAAGCAUUCGGAUCAUUUGGAUACACGAAAGCCAAACACCGGAACCAUGUUUGGAUGCUGGAUUACCUCAUUUCUCUUUCUGUCGGCAACCUCUGAGUUUUUUGUGGUGGUCCUCUCAGAGAACAAAACUGGAGGUACGGCACAAAAGAAAGGCCAUGAAAUGGGCUUCACUCGUCACAAUAUUUUGACCGCCCAGUUUGAAUGUUACCAGAAGAUUAUGAAAGACACUAAUCACAACAGAACAGAUGGCUCUAUGUGUAAACGGACCUGGGAUGGAUGGAUGUGCUGGGAAGAUUUGGAAGCAGGAGUCACUUCAGCUCAGCACUGUCCAGGCUACUUUAAUGAUUUUGACACCUCAGAAAUGGCAACGAAGAUUUGUGCUGAUUCGGGCCACUGGUUCGUUCACCCAGAGAGUAACAGAACAUGGACAAAUUACACGGGCUGUAAGCAUAAAUCUAAUGAUCACAAAAGGACAGCACUUAAUCUCUACUACUUGGCUUUGAUUGGUCAUGGAUUGUCGCUGAUAUCUUUGUUUACUUCUCUGGGGAUAUUUUUCUAUUUUAAGAGCUUAAGUUGUCAAAGGAUAACUCUGCACAAGAAUCUGUUCUUCUCUUUUGUGCUUAACUCGGUUAUAACCAUCAUCUUUUUCACUUGUGUUGCAAACAACCAAGAAGUAACACAAGCCAACACAGUGAGCUGUAAAGUGUCCGUGUUCAUCCACCAUUAUCUCCUGGGCUGUAACUACUUCUGGAUGUUGUGUGAGGGAAUCUACCUGCACACACUCAUUGUGGUGGCAGUGUUUGCUGAGAAACAGCACCUAAUGUGGUAUUACCUCCUAGGAUGGGGCUUCCCGUUAAUACCUGCAUUCAUCCAUGCAAUAUCCCGAAGUUAUUACUACAAUGACAACUGUUGGAUAAGCUCGAACACUUCUCUGCUCUACAUUAUUCAUGGUCCCAUCUGUGCAGCCCUUUUGGUUAACCUCUUCUUCCUUUUAAACAUUGUGAGAGUGUUGAUCACUAAGCUGAAGGUGACCCACCAGGCAGAAUCCAGUCUGUACAUGAGGGCCGUCAGGGCCACCUUAAUUCUGGUACCUCUGCUGGGCAUUCAGUACAUACUGCUGCCCUACAAACCCGACGGACGGCUCGCCGCCGAGAUAUUUAUACACACGAUGAACAUACUUAUUCAUUACCAGGGCCUUUUGGUUGCCACUAUAUUUUGCUUUUUCAAUAGCGAGGUGCAAGGUGUAUUACGAAGGCACUGGAACCAGUACCGCAUACAGUUCGGCAGCACAUUUGCGAACACUGAGGCCCUGCGUUCUGCAUCCUACACAGCCUCCUCCAUGACGGAGGUCCAUCGAUGUUACAGCAUCGACAGCCACAUGGAGACUCUGAACGGAAAGAGUUUUCACAAUCUGGAGACCACCAUUCUCCGAUCAGACAACCUGUACAUGUGAGAGACUCUAACUCUUUGACCUUUGGGAGAACAGCCUCAUGGAGAGGACCACUGACUGAGAUGUGUGUGAGAAGAGGCCUACUGGACAUACAUCUGGUUACUUUGGACUACAGACACCCAGAAGCCUUUCCUGUUCCGUAGAGGCCUUAGUUAUCUUAUGUUUAUGGAUGGGAACUGGAGAAAAUACUGUAUUUUAUAUGGAAUAUUAAAGUCACAUGAACCUUUUCCAUGAUGAUCCAGUGGAACACUUUGGAGAACAUCACAAAUAGUCAGUCUUUCAGAUUUCUUUAUUGAAAUGGAGUUGUUCAAUGGGUGAAACUAUGAACUUAGGAUCACACCCUAAUGAAGCUUUUUCUUUAUGGCACUGUGUUGUUUUAGUGAAGGUUGAGCCACACUGAUGCAUUGGAUGAUGGAUUCCACAUCUAUGGAUCUAUGGAAUAUUCUGGCUCAAAGAACCUGUAGUAGAAGAAAGGAAUAAACAAUUAAAGAGACGAAAUCACUAUGAUGUGAUUUCAGAAGAUACUGAUAACCUUGUCCUGCUCUUUUUGUUCAUCCUGAACUUCAUCUAGUUAUCAGUUAUGUGAUUAAUUUGUGACCCUGGACCACAAAACCAGUCUUAAGUAGCAAUAGCCAAAAGUACAUUG
This is a messenger RNA of Sinocyclocheilus anshuiensis, 2163 nucleotides long. RefSeq names its product calcitonin receptor-like b (gene calcrlb). The record is from RefSeq and is a predicted model, not a curated record. Gene Ontology annotation, biological process: angiogenesis; adenylate cyclase-activating G protein-coupled receptor signaling pathway; cell surface receptor signaling pathway. Gene Ontology annotation, cellular component: plasma membrane. Bases 114 to 1520 code for a protein of 468 amino acids. The transcript is spliced from 14 exons. Lineage: Eukaryota; Metazoa; Chordata; Actinopteri; Cypriniformes; Cyprinidae. Gene Ontology annotation, molecular function: calcitonin receptor activity; calcitonin gene-related peptide receptor activity; adrenomedullin receptor activity.